UGAGGCCGCGCGCAGGAAGGGCGGCCAAGAUGGCGGCGGCGGGGAACGCGGCGGCGGGGUUCGAGCACAUGGGGCUGGAUCCGCGGCUGCUGCGGGCGGUGGCAGAGCUGGGCUGGGCCACCCCCACCGCCAUCCAGGCUGAGGCCAUUCCCCUGGCACUGGAGGGCCGCGAUCUCUUGGCCCGGGCCAGGACGGGCUCCGGGAAGACGGGGGCGUACGGGCUGCCCCUGCUGCAGCACCUCCUGCGCGCCAAGGAGGUGGCGCAGGCCCAGGCGGUGCGGGCGCUGGUGCUGGUGCCCUCCAAGGAGCUGGGGCAGCAGGUGACGCGCAGCCUGCGGGAACUGGCCGCCUUCUGCGCCCGCGCCCUGCGCGUGGCCGACCUCUGCGCCCACGCCGACCUCGCCGCCCAGCGGCCGGUGCUGAUGGAGAAGCCGGACGUGGUGGUGGGCACGCCGGGACGGGUGCUGGCCCACCUGGGCGCCCGCAACCUCAGCCUGCGCCACUCGCUGGAGCUGCUGGUGCUGGAUGAGGCCGAUCUCCUGCUCUCCUUCGGCUUCGGGGAGGACAUCAAGGCCUUGCUGUGCCACCUGCCCAGGAUCUACCAGGCGCUGCUGGUGUCGGCCACCUUCAGCCCCGAGGUGGAGGCGCUCAGGGAGCUGGUGCUGCACAACCCGGUGACGCUGUGCCCGCCGGAACCCCGUUUGCCCGACGCCUCGCGGUUACGGCAGUUCGGGGUGCGCUGCGAGACGGAGGAGGAGAAAUUCCUCCUUCUCUGCGCCCUCCUCAAGCUGCGCCUCCUGCGGGGCCGGGCCCUGCUUUUCGUCUCCACUUUGGCCCGCUGUUACCGCCUCAAACUUUUCCUGGAGCAGUUCGGCGUUCCCGCCUGCGCCCUCAACUCCCAGCUGCCCGCUCGCUCCCGGUGCCACGUCAUCACCCAGUUCAACCGGGGCAUCUACGACUACAUCGUGGCCACCGACGAGGAGGCGCCGGCCGUGCCCCCGGGGCAACCCCCCCGCAAGAAGCGCAAGGGGGCUGCUCCCAGCAAGGGCAAGGACCCGGAGUACAGCGUGGCGCGGGGCAUCGACUUCCAGAACGUGGCCGCCGUCAUCAACUUCGACGUGCCGCCCUCUGUCGAGUCCUACAUCCACCGCGUGGGCCGGACGGCCCGCGCCGACAACCCCGGCACGGCGCUCACCUUCGCGCUGCCCGAGGAGCGGGACGCGCUGGCCCGCAUCGAGGACGCGCUGGCAGGAGAGAACGGCGAGUCCAUGCUGCAGCCCUACAAGUUCUCCAUGGAGGAGAUCGAGGGACUGCGCUACCGCUGCCGGGACGCCAUGCGCUCCGUCACCAAGCAGGCGGUGAAGGAAGCCCGGCUGCGGGAGAUCAAGGACGAGCUGCUCAACUCCGAAAAACUCAAGGUUUACUUCGAGGACAACCCCCGCGACCUGCACGUCCUGCGUCACGACAAGCCCCUGCACCCCGCCAUCGUCAAACCUCACCUCCGCAACGUCCCCGAGUACCUGGUGCCCCCCAGCCUCCGCGGCGUGGCCGAUCUCAACCCCAAGAAACGCAAGUGGCCGCGGCAACCCCGCGGCCCUGCCAAGCGCCGGGGGGGCUCCACGGCUGCCGCCACCCUGACCCCCAUCCACCGCGCCGGCUUCUGCGCCUUCUACGGCGACUGCGGCCGCAACCCCGAGGUGAACGUCUCCCUCCUGCCUUCCGGCGUCCCCUGUUUGGACAACGCUCCGGCCCGGGUGGCCACGGGACCUUUGUUGAGGCUCUUACGAACCGUCUGUCCCGAACUGGUGACUUCGGGAGACGACAACGCUCCCACCCGCGUCUGCUGUUCCUUGAAGCAACUGAGCGACCUGCAGCUCAGCGUGGCUCUCUCCGGCGCCGUCCUGGCCCGCUGCCCGGCUUGCGCCCGCAAUUUCGCCAACCUCUACUGCCGCAACAUCUGCAGCCCCGACCAGAGCCUCUUCACCAACGUCACCCGCGUCCUCAAACCCCCCGCCGACCCCCUCAACUCGACCCGCUUGGCGGUGGUGGAAUACCAAUGUUAUUACCGACGCCGUUUCGCCGACGCCGCUUUCGAUUCCUGCCGGGCCGUGCGUCUGCCGGCCACCGGCGGCUACGCCAUCGACACCAUGUGCGGCCGCUACGGCGCCCGCCUCUGCACCACCCAGCGCUGGCUGGAUUUCCAAGGGGAUAAAAACAACGGUUUGGCCCCGCUCCAGAUCGAUUUCCGACUCCUUCCCAACGACACCCAGCCCGGUCAAGGCCUGGAACCGUUGGACGGCCGGGCCUGGCGGUGCGACCAGGCCCUCAGCGCCGAGCAGCAGCCGUGUUCCUGCCAGGACUGCGACGCCUCCUGCCCGCCGCUGGUGCCGCCCCCCGACCCGCCGCCCCCCUUCCGUUUGGGCGCCGCCGACGGCGCCUUGGUGCUCUGCGGGCUGCUCUUCGGCCUCCUCGCCCUCAUCUUCGGCGCCGCCUUGCUGUGGCGCCACCACCGCCGCCGCCGCUCGCCCAAGGGGGUUGCGCCGCCGCCGCCGCCGCCGCCGCCGUCAUCGUCGCGGCCCGGCGGCUGCUCGCGGCGGUUGGGCGACGGCGGCCACCGCCUGCUGGCCUCGGCGUUCCGCCGGUGGGGCACGCUGGUGGCCGGUCACCCCGUGACGGUGCUGUUGGUGGCGGCGGUGGCGGCUGGGGGUCUGUCGGCCGGUUUGGUCACCCUGCGCCUCACCACCGACCCCGUGGAGCUGUGGUCGGCGCCGGGCAGUCGGGCCCGGCAAGAAAAAGCCUUUCACGACCGCCAUUUCGGACCUUUCUUCCGCACCAACCAAAUCAUCGUGACGGCCCCGGGCCGGCCCGGCACCGGCUACGAGUCGGUGGUGUUGGGGGCCAAAAAUUUCAGCGGGGUGCUGUCGGCCGAGGUGCUGCGGACCCUGCUGGAGCUGCAGGAGGAGCUGGCGGCCAUCAAGGUGCGGGCGCCUACCUCGGGCAAGGAGGUGACGCUGAAGGACGUCUGUUACGCCCCCCUCAACCCCCACCAGCCCACCCUGGCCGACUGCUGCGUCAACAGCGUCACCCAGUACUUCCAGAACAACGCCACCCGCCUGGCCAUGACGGCCACCCAGACCGACGGCAAGAAGACGGGCACCGCCGACUGGCGCGACCACCUCAUCUACUGCGUCAACUCCCCGCUCUCCUUCAAGGACAUCACGGCGCUGGAGCUGAGCUGCAUGGCGCAGUACGGCGGCCCCGUCUUCCCCUACAUCGCCUUGGGCGGCUACCCCGGCUCGGAGUACACGCAGGCGGAGGCGCUGAUCGUCACCUACUCCCUCAACAACUUCCCCCGGGGGGACCCGCGCCACGAGUGGGUGCUGAGCUGGGAGAGCCGCUUCCUCCAGCUGGUGGGCGACUUCCAGCGCGCCCACGGCCCCAACCUCUCCGUCACCUUCAUGGCCGAGCGCUCGCUGGAGGACGAGAUCAACCGCACCACGGGGGAGGACAUCCCCGUCUUCGCCGUCAGUUACCUCCUCGUCUUCCUCUACAUCGCGCUGGCGCUGGGGGAGUACCGCACCCUGCGCCGCCUGCUGGUGGACUCGAAGGUGACGCUGGCGCUGGGGGGCAUCGCGGUGGUGCUGGGCGCCGUGCUGGCCUCCAUGGGGCUGCUGGCGCUGCUGGGGCUGCCUUCCUCCCUCAUCAUCCUCGAGGUCGUGCCCUUCCUCGUCCUGGCCGUGGGAGCCGACAACAUCUUCAUCUUCGUGCAGGAGUACCAGCAGUCGCAGCGGGAGCCGGGGGAGCGGCGGGAGCAGCACAUCGGGCGGGUGCUGGCGCGGGUGGCACCCAGCAUGCUGCUGUGCAGCCUCUCCGAGGUCGUCUGCUUCCUCCUGGGCGCGCUCUCCUCCAUGCCCGCCGUCCGCACCUUCGCCCUGACGGCCGCCCUGGCCAUCGCCUUCGACUUCCUCCUCCAGAUGUCGGGGUUCGUGGCGCUGCUGGCGCUCGAUGCCCGCCGGCAGGAGGCCGCCCGCCUGGACCUGUGCUGCUGCUGGGGGCUGGAGAAGGGGGUGCCGGCGGGGGGGGGCACCGGCCUGCUGCGCCCGCUGCUGCGCCGCUACUACACCCCCCUGCUGCUGCACCGCCGGGCACGGCCCGCCGUGGUGCUGCUCUUCCUCUUCCUGGCCUGCGCCGGGCUCUACCUCACGCUGCAGGUGCCCGUGGGGCUGGACCAGGAGCUCGCCAUGCCCAAGGACUCCUACAUGCUCCAGUACUUCGCCGCCCUCAACCAGUACCUGGUGGUGGGCGUCCCCACCUACUUCGUCACCACGGGGGGCUACGACUUCUCCUCCCCGGCCGGCACCGACGGCAUCUGCUCCAGCGCCGGCUGCCACCCCCGGUCCCUCACCACCACCAUCCAGUACGCCACCCGCUUCCCCAACGCGUCCUACCUGGCCAUCCCCGCCACCUCCUGGCUAGAUGACUUCUUGGAUUGGCUCAACCCCACCGCGCGCUGCUGCCGCGUCCACCGCUACGGCAACCUCAGCGGGACCUUCUGCCCCUCCACCAGCAGUGACCUCAGCUGCAUCGGGGGCCAGUGCCUGAACGCCACCCGCCGGCCCACGGUGGAGGAGUUCGAGCGGUUCCUGCCCUGGUUCCUCCACGACCGCCCCACCCUGCAGUGCGCCAAGGGGGGUCUGGGCGCCUACGACACGGCUCUGAGCAUGGACGCCAACGGCACCAUCCUGGCCUCCCGCUUCAUGGCCUACCAGCGCCCGCUGCGCACCUCGCAGGAGUACACGGCGGCGCUGCGGGCCGCCCGCGCCCUGGCCGAGGAGAUCACCGCCACCCUGCGCAGCGUGCCCGGCACCCACCCCGACUUCAGGGUCUUCCCCUACACGGUGACCUACGUGUACUACGAGCAGUACCUGACGGUGGUGGCCGAGGGCGUCUUCACGCUGGCGCUCUGCCUGGUGCCCACCUUCCUCGUCUCCUUCCUGCUGCUGGGCAUGGACCUGCGCUCCAGCGCCGCCACCCUGCUCACCAUCGCCAUGAUCCUGCUGGACACCGUGGGCGCCAUGGCCCUCUGGGACAUCCCCUACAACGCCGUGGCCCUCAUCAACCUCGUGGCGGCCGUGGGCAUCUCGGUGGAAUUCGUCUCCCACCUCACCUGCGCCUUCGCCCACAGCACCCAGCCCGGCCGGGUGGCGCGGGCCGCCGAGGCCACCGUCAACAUGGGCAGCAAGGUGGUGGCCGGGGUGGCCAUGACCAACCUGCCGGGCGUGGUGGUGCUGGCCUUCGCCAAGGCCCAGCUCAUCCAGAUCUUCUUCUUCCGCCUCAACCUCAUCAUCACGCUGGCGGGGCUGGCCCACGGCCUCGUCUUCCUCCCCGUCCUCCUCAGCUACAUGGGACCCGGCCCGCGGGCGCCGGCGGGGGACGCGGAGCGGGGCGCGGGGCUGGGCCUCGGCAAUCCCGCUUUCCAGGACGGGGACAAGGACAAGGACAGCGACAAGGACAAGGACAAGGAUGGGGCCAGGGCCAAGGCCAAGGACGAGGAUGGGGCCAAAGCCAAGGACGAGGAUGGGGCCAAAGCCAAGGACGAGGAUGGGGCCAAGGCCAAGGACGAGGAUGGGGCCAAGGCCAAGGACGAGGACACGGAAAAGGCCCAGGACUAGGCCGAGGCCGAAGGACGAGGACAAGGCCACCGCCGCGGUCCCCGGGCAGGGCUGAGCCCCGCUGUCCCCUCCCGCCGCCACUUUUUCUACCGCUGUCGUAUUUAAACGUUUUUUGUUUGUUUGUU
Messenger RNA from Chroicocephalus ridibundus (black-headed gull), 5797 nucleotides. RefSeq names its product NPC1-like intracellular cholesterol transporter 1. The record is from RefSeq and is a predicted model, not a curated record. Gene Ontology annotation, biological process: intestinal cholesterol absorption; cholesterol homeostasis. Gene Ontology annotation, cellular component: plasma membrane. Gene Ontology annotation, molecular function: lipid carrier activity; RNA helicase activity; nucleic acid binding. Lineage: Eukaryota; Metazoa; Chordata; Aves; Charadriiformes; Laridae.